AUUCGCAUGUGAACAGGUCUGUGAAGUUGUGACUCUGCCUGAGGAGACUCUGCCUCAAACCCUGGAUGGAAAUCUGGACUUUCCAGGACUUUCACAUAGUUGUCUUGAAGCCAGUAGCUUUAAGGUUUUUAUGUUUGGCGUCUUUGUCUUGCUGGAAAAAUAAAUCUCAUCCCAGCUCCUGGUUCCCUUGCAGACUUGCAGCAGGCUCUUAAACGGGACUUGUCCUUUUUUAUUUGACUGGGUUUAUUUCACUCGUCUUCACCUCACCUCGAGCCUCCCGGGACCUGUAUCCACACAUCAUGAUGCCGUCUGCAUGUUGUUGGAUGGAGCUCUCUGUAUUAUGAGGCGUAGACUUGUCAUGGUAGAUAUUAAGAGUCCUUGUGCAGUCAAUGAUUUGUGCCUAAUCUGGAUCCAUGUGUUUCUCUUCAAAAUUGUUGCACUUCUGACAGAAUGAAGACGGGAGAGGUGAAGAUAAUAAACCAGGGCCUGGAGGAUGAGAUGGAGGUGUGGGGGUACCAGCCCUGCCUGUGGAAGAGGAUCCUGGUGGGCAUGGGUGCGGUGUGCACCGGGGGUCUCCUGCUGCUGCUGCUCUACUGGCUGCCUGAGUGGGGCGUCAAGGGCACUUGCACACACACCUCAGUGAGGAACGCACACACACUGCUGCUCAGGAGCACGGAUGAGUUCAAGCAGUGGUUUCGAGCCAGAGUACACGUGAUGUUGGCUCCGGGGGGGAAACCCUUUGACAGCUUGGAUCUGAAGCCCAAGGCUCAGCUGGGGAACGGAGAGCACGGCAUCGGUGCUGCCGACGAGGAAGUUCGUGGGAAAUUUGCCCAUCGACAGCCUGAUGAGAUCCACUACUUCACCCACCACAGCACCAAAUACUACUGGAACGAUGUGAUACAGAACUUUGAAUUUUAUAAAGGCUUGGAGGAUUUGAAGGUGAGCUGUGCAAGCAUCCACUCUGACCACAGCUCCGGACUGUCCAAAACACUGCAGGAGUACAGGGCGUUGUUUUUCGGGGAGAAUGAGAUUGCUGUCAGGGUGCCCUCUAUAUUCAUCCUCCUCAUAAAAGAGGUUUUGAAUCCUUUCUACAUCUUCCAGCUCUUCAGUGUCAUUCUGUGGAGUGCUGAGGACUACUACUAUUAUGCCACAGCCAUCGUUCUCAUGUCUGUCAUCUCAAUAGCUACCUCACUAUAUACCAUUAAAAAGCAAUAUGUGAUGCUGCAUGACAUGGUGGCAGCACACAGCGUGCUCCGUGUCUCAGUGUGCAGAGGAAAUAAAGAUAUCGAACAGGCCAUGUCCACAGAGCUCGUCCCCGGUGAUGUCAUCAUAAUUCCAGCCAAUGGGAUGAUCAUGCCCUGCGAUGCCGUGCUCACCCACGGGACGUGCAUCGUCAACGAGAGCAUGCUGACAGGAGAGAGUGUGCCAGUUACCAAGACCAGUCUGCCCAGCUCAGGCGAGGAGGCGGCCAGCAGCUACGACAUGGAGGAGCACAAGAGACACACCCUGUUCUGUGGUACCCAGGUCAUCCAGACCCGCUUCUACGCUGGUGAGCUGGUGAAGGCUGUUGUGGUCCGAACAGGCUUCAGUACGGAGAAAGGCCAACUGGUGCGCUCCAUCCUCUACCCUAAACCCACCGACUUCAAGCUGUACCACGAUGCUUACCUGUUCUUGUUGUGCCUGGUGGGGGUGGCAGGGAUCGGCUUCAUCUACACCAUCAUCCUCAGUAUCAUGAACAAGGUUCCCGCCAAAACCAUCAUCAUUGAGUCUCUGGACAUCGUCACCAUCACCGUGCCCCCGGCCUUACCGGCGGCCAUGACGGCUGGCAUCGUGUAUGCGCAGCGGCGUCUGAAGAGGGUCGGCAUCUUCUGCAUCAGCCCUCAGAGGAUCAACAUGUGUGGCCAGCUCAACCUGGUCUGCUUUGACAAGACUGGUACUCUGACUGAGGAUGGUUUGGACCUGUGGGGUAUUCAGAGAGCUGAGGAUGGCCGCUUUUCCCCUCCAGAGUCCGAGGUGGCUAAAGAGAGUCUGGUGAACUCUGCAUUCGUGGCCUGCAUGGCCACCUGCCACUCACUGACCAAGAUCGAGGGCGAGCUCUCCGGAGACCCGUUAGACCUCAAGAUGUUCAAUGCCACAGGCUGGAUCCUCGAGGAGCCCACAGAGGAAGAGACGGCACUCCACAAUCCCAUCAUGCCCACAGUUGUUCGACCCCCAAAGCAUACCGUCCCUGAAGCCAAUCAGAACAAUCCGCUUACUCAGAACAUGGAGCUGUCUGAAUUAUCAUCCUGUGAGAUUGGCAUCGUGCGACAGUUCCCCUUCUCCUCGGCCCUGCAGAGGAUGAGUGUGGUCGUCAGGAGGUUGGGGGAGAAACACAUGGACGCUUACUUGAAAGGAGCCCCGGAGGUCGUGGCCAGCCUCUGCAAACAGCACACAGUCCCACAGAGCUUCACAGAGACUCUGGAGACCUACACCCGGCAGGGCUUCAGGGUUAUUGCCCUGGCACAUCGACAGCUGGAGUCCAAACUCUCCUGGCACAAAGUCCAGAGCCUCAGCAGGGACCUAAUAGAAACAAACAUGGACUUCCUUGGUUUGAUCAUCAUGCAGAACAAAAUAAAAGAGGAGACAGCCGGGGUUCUACAAGAACUACAACAGGCCAACAUCCGCACUUUGAUGGUCACGGGUGACAACAUGCUGACGGCGAUAUCGGUGGCUCGGGAUUGUGGGAUGAUCCGUUCACACGAGAAGGUCAUUAUCGCAGAUGCUGUGCCUCCCAAGGACUUGUACCCUGCCAGCAUCACGUGGCGUUACACUGACAACCCUGCUCCGACCAACAGGGACAGUCAGACGGUGGAGAUACAUCUGGAUGAGGAGGAGGAGGUGUGUGACAGGCAGGUGGCUCUGCAGGAACAGAGCUAUCACUUCGCCGUGAGCGGCAGAUCCUUCGCCGUUAUCACCGAGCACUUCCCUCAACUCAUCCAGAAGCUCGUGCUGAGAGCCACUGUGUUUGCCCGCAUGGCUCCUGACCAGAAGACUCAGCUGGUGGAGGUCCUGCAGAGCAUCGACUACACUGUUGGAAUGUGCGGCGAUGGCGCCAAUGACUGUGGAGCCUUGAAGAGAGCUCACAGUGGGAUCUCUCUGUCUGAGCUGGAGGCCUCUGUUGCUUCACCCUUCACCUCCUCCACCGCGAACAUCUCCUGUGUCCCCAACCUCAUCAGGGAGGGCCGAGCUGCCCUCAUCACAUCAUUCUGUGUCUUCAAGUUCAUGGCUCUCUACAGCAUCAUCCAGUACCUCAGUGUCACGCUGCUCUACUCAAUUCUCAGCAACUUGGGAGACUUCCAGUUCCUCUUCAUCGACAUCGCCAUCAUUCUCAUCAUUGCCUUCACAAUGAGUCUGAACCCGGCCUGGAAGGAGCUGGUGUGGCGUCGGCCACCGUCCAGCCUCAUCUCCGGCCCGCUGUUGUGCUCCGUCCUCACCCAGAUUAUCACCUGCCUGGUCUUCCAGGUCCUGGCUUUCCUCUUAGUGCGGCAGCAGAGCUGGUAUGAGAUGUGGACGCCUCAGUCGGAUGCCUGUAAUGUUUCCAGCUCCGGCCUCAGCCUGAACGUAACGUCCCCGCACGACCACAAAAACAUCAAGAACUACGAGAACACCACCCUCUUCUACGUCUCCUCCUUCCAGUAUUUGGCUGUUGCCAUCGUCUUCUCCAAGGGAAAGCCCUUCAGGCAGCCCAGCUACAAGAACUGGCCGUUCAUGCUGUCCUGCAUGUGUCUGUACACUUUUCUCCUCUUCAUCAUGCUGUAUCCUGUUCCUGCCAUCGACAGCUUCCUGGAGAUCGUGUGUGUUCCCCAUGACUGGCGCGUUACACUGGUCAUCAUUGUCACCGUGAAUGCGGCCGUGUCUUUCAUGCUGGAGAUUUUGAUCGUUGACAUCGUCUUGUGGAGGCUAGUUUUCAGAGCCAAUCAGGGGGUAAAUCGACCCUCAGAGCCCUCCUCUGCUGACGCACCUCAGGUGGCCAACGACCGCUGGGGCCCGUCCUUCCUCUCCUGGCUGUUCUGUCGGAACAACAAACCCCCGACGGUGCGCUACAUGCACCUGGCCCUGGAGCUGCAGGACGACGCCGACUGGCCCCCCAAGCCCUCCACUGUCACAUGCGCCAGCGAUCCACAAUCCCGCGUCUCUAAUCCCCUCUGACACCCGACAAGCGAACCGCCGCACAGACUAAACCUCAGACCACCAAGAAGCCUUAAUGCUGACUCAGCCAGCCCAGAGAUGCGACGGGUGCUCGGAUGACGGAGCCUGCUUGACACCAGCGACCAAAUCCACAAGCCUCGUGAAGCCGAGGCCUCCACUGCACCAAGUGACUGACGCUGUGAACUGCUCAUACGUUAAGUUCUCUUUUAGUUUUAUUCACCUCACAGCUGAACUGUUGUGUCACAAUGCUGAAACUUGAGCCAGAGGCCUCCAUAACAGGAAUAGCUAAUAAAAGACACGAUGCGCUUGUUUGCUGAGAGUUAGACGAGAGGAUCGAUACUCGAUACUGGAGUAAUCAUGAAAGCAGUCGUUGCUUGCAGCUCCACUGGCAACUUAAUGGUGAUGACUAGUCUCCAAGCUUGCCUUAUUUCCAGUCCUUAUGUUAAGCUAAGCUAACCAGCUUCUAGCUGUGGCUUCAUAUUUAGAGUGGCAUCAAUCUUCACAUCUAACUGCCAGCAAGAAAACAAAUAAGCGUAUUUCCCAAAAUGUGAAACCGUUCCUCUAAGACAACUGGACGUCUCGCUAACUACACUUGACAUCUAGCUACACUGCACUCUGCUGCCAACACUGGACAUUGACAGUGGCCUCCUCACUGUUUGUAUUAUCUCACUCAACAUUUGAAAAAUGUGAACCAAGUGAGGUGCUUUUGUUUUUCAGAACAGACACGUCACACGGACACCGUGGUCAGAUCUGAGCCUGACAUCACUGGAUCAAUCUCUCCACUUCACUGUGAAUAAAAACAGUCUCCAUUAAAAUUAGCUGCUGGUAAAAUAUUAAAGCUGUAGAAAUAUUAUUAGGUCAUAUGGAUUCAAAGACACAAGAGACAUGUGCCCUUUUUUUCAGUUUUUUUUUUAAUUUUAGGUAUGUGGUACAGUUGUAUUUCUUAAUACAUAAACAUUCCCCUGCUGCAUUUCUGUUGAGGAGUCGCUUCAGUUAAAAAUUCUUCCCGUGGAAGAAAGAAGCGAAAUUUCUGUGUCCCCUUUUUUAACAGAAUGUAAUCGGCAGUUCCAACGUGUGUGUGUGUGUGUGUGUGUGUGUGUGUGUGUGUGUGUGUGUGUACACAGAGGAGGAUUAGGGCCAGUGUGAAUAACAACAUUUGAGUUCUGACAUUUUCUUUUGCAACAUAACGUUUUUUUCCCUCUAAGAUUUCUGAUUAUGAUUUUAAUCUCAGAAUUAAAGUCAGAAUUCUCAGAAAAAAAUGGAAUUGUGUUAAAUACAAAUGGUGUGUAUGUGUGUGUUGGUGUGAGAAGGAGAACACAAGAGUGUGUUAGUUAAUAUUUUAUCCAUUUUUGUGUCUCUCAGAUUCAUUAUGAUAUCUCUCAAUAUCUCUCUUCUUUUUGAGUAAAUUGUAUGAAAAGGACAUUACACCGUUUUAACAUCACUAAGGUACUGUUUUUAUGUAUUAAUUAAAUUUAAAUUAAUCAAAAGGAAUCAAUGAGACUCUUGCUGCUGUGCCAAUUUGUUAACAGUUGAUUUUUAUAUGUUCUUAUGUAUCUGUGUAAAGCUGUUCUAUACAUAUUUUUCUAGUAAAGUUUAAAAAAGUUGAAUGUGAAAAAUAUGAGAAUUAGUCAUCUAAAUCUCCACUGUUUUACUAUAUAUGAAUAAGGGGAAUGCUGUUUCUGUGAAUUGUAAUCAAGUAUUUGUACUUAUUUUCUUAUUUCUACAAUGUGACAAAAGUGUUCCAGUGUCUCCCGUGUUUGCUCUGCAGAACUCCCAUUACAUUUCCCAAUAAAUCUGUAUAUUAAGCCAC
Acanthopagrus latus (yellowfin seabream) is the source of this 5998-nucleotide messenger RNA. RefSeq names its product probable cation-transporting ATPase 13A3. NCBI's taxonomy places the organism in Eukaryota, Metazoa, Chordata, Actinopteri, Spariformes, Sparidae. Gene Ontology annotation, biological process: intracellular calcium ion homeostasis; polyamine transmembrane transport. Gene Ontology annotation, cellular component: late endosome membrane. The record is from RefSeq and is a predicted model, not a curated record. Gene Ontology annotation, molecular function: ATPase-coupled monoatomic cation transmembrane transporter activity; ATP hydrolysis activity; polyamine transmembrane transporter activity. Bases 451 to 4188 code for a protein of 1245 amino acids. The transcript is spliced from 33 exons.